AUGUAAGAAAACUAAAAAACAGAAGAAAAUUAGAUAUAUAAUUAAAAUGGCAAAGUUAAUAAAUAGAAUUAAGAUUUGCCAAAAGUCAUACACAUUGAGAAAUUUGAUUUACACUAUCACAACAUUGCUUCAAAUAUAACUUCUACUUAAAAAAAAAUAGAAAUUAAAUAAUUGGAGGGUGAGGAAAAUUAUGAAAGUGGCAGAGAUUUUAAUGAAAAAUUAGAUUUUAAUAGCAUAAGCUAAUAGAUGAGUGCAAGUCAAUAAGAAUUAAUGAUGUUAUAAACUGAAAGAUAAAAUCAAAAUAGCCUUUUACCAUUAAAUUCCACUAUUAAUCCUAAAAUUAAUCUCUAUGAGAAAUAACUUGAAAACACAAAGAUGGAAACUUAUUAUGAGAAGCGAAAUAGUAAUUUACUUAAAUAGCAAGUUAAGUUUGCUUUUGAGUAGUCAAGAGUACGUUAAAAUUCUGAGAUUAAGCCAGAUAUUAUAGUAGAAGAUUCUAAUAAAAUUGUAGAAGAUUACAAGCAAAAAAAAAUGGGUAAUACAGUAAAUUAAAAAAGAAAUAGCAGCAAAAUGUAGGCUGAAUAAUUUUAAAUUAACUUGCAGAAAGUUAUCUAAAUAAAAAAUAAUUAGUAUAAAGAACACAAAGAUAAAUAUUUUGAUAAUUUUGACAAAGAAGAAUCUAUGCAAACUUAAGAAUUAGAGACGAGUUACAAUAACCAAAUUUAAGACCCUUAUCAAUAAGAUUAAUAAUAGAAAUUUGAUAAAAUUCAAAAAUUAAUUAAAAAGGAGGGGUAGCUCUCUAAUAGUUUUGUUGCUAGGUUAAUAAUCUAAAUACCAGUUUUUAACCCUUUUAAUUUUGCAGUUAUUGGCCUAGAAUUAACAAGAUUUCCUUUCUGCUUUUAAAUUACUAAGCUUAUUUUUCUUGUUUUCUUGCUUGCGCACAUCAACGGCUGCAUUUUUAAUUAAGUUGCUAAAAAUUUAGAUGAAAGCUGGCUAACAAAAAAUAAUAUUAAUAAUGCUGAUUGGUACGUAAGAUAUAUUAAUAGUGUAUACUUUUCUUUUAUUUCAAUGGUUACUGUUGGAUACGGAGAUAUUACUCCUAUUUCUCUCCAAGAGAAAAUCUUUGUUAUUUUCAUGGUAGCUUACAGCUGUGGAGUAUUUGGAUAUAUUGUUAGCAGUAUCGGUAACAUUUUUACAGAGAGGGCAUAAGUAAAAGCUAAAUUUAAGAGUUAAUUAGUCGACAUAAUUUAAUAUAUGAGGACAAGGAACAUCGACUAGAUAAUCUAAUCAUAAGUUUACAAAUAUUUAGAUUAUUUAGAAAAAAUGGAUCAUUACAAUCAUUAAAAAGGAGAAUUUACAGUUUAAAAGCUAUCUCCAUACCUCUAAAAACAAAUUAAAAUAAACUCUUAUUAUCCCUUUCUUAAAAAAAUAAAUUAUUUCAAGCUAAACUUUAAAGACUCCAUUUUAGUUAGCGCUUCUCUAAAAAUAAAGGAAAUUACUUUUGGACCCGGCUAAAUAAUAUUCAACCAGAAUGAUUAUGAUAAUAGAUUAUAUUUUAUUCUCAAAGGUGAAGUCCAGCUUAGCAAUAAUAACCACAAAAUUUGCAUUAAAGAUGAAAAUGAUAAUUGCUUUGGGAUAAAUGAGUUUUUUACUGGAGAAGCCCGAAAUCUAUAAGCUAAAAGCUUAACAGUUUCUUAAAUUUUAUAUUUAGAGUUGAGUGAUUUUAAAGAAAUCUUAAAAGAAGAUCCAUUGGAAUAUGAAAAAUUUAGCUCUCUCAAAGACUAAGCAAUUUUUAGUAAAGUUUCAAUAGACUAAUCCUGCUAUUUUUGCAACAAGUUUAGCCACAUGCAUGAUUUAUGUCCAUUUUAUACUAUAAAAAACUAAAGAUUGCUAAUUAUUGAAAGAAGUAAGAGAAAUAUUGAUUAACUAAGGUAAAAGUUUGAGAGACCCUAUCUUUAAAAGUUCAAUAGUUUAUUAAAAAAUUAAAUUGUUAGGCUGAACUUAAAAGCUGUUAGAUUAAACUAUAUCAAUAACUUAGCAGUCGAUAAAUAUGAAAUUAUAUAGCUUGUUUAAAACAAUACCAAUAUUGAAAACGAUUUAGACUUUUAUAGAUAGAAUGAUGCCUUUGAGUAUAGAAAAAGCUUAGAUGCAGAAGGAGAAGAAGCAAUGGAUUUAAAAUAGAAUAUUGUUUUGAUCAGCUCUGAUAAAAUAGCAGAAGAGUUUUUCUAAGAUGAAGAAAUACUUGAAAAAUCAUAAGAAACUUAAGAAUCAAAUUUUUUCUUUAAUUCUAGCAAAAAAAUAGCAAGAAGUUCAAUUCUAGCUGUAGAAAAUUUUAUAGAUGAGCAAAAAAAUAUUUAACAAUUUCCUUUUAUUAGUUCUAACAAUCACCAAGCUAAAAGAAAUUCAUAUUUAAAAAGCUGCAUAUUUCACUAAAAUAAUAAUGCUUUUGAGAGGCUUACUUCAAUUAAAGAGCAUAUUUCAUAAAAAAAUAUUAACAUUUAAAAUUCUUAGGAUUUGUCAUAAAAGAAAAUACCUGAAUAAUCUGAAAAUCUAAAUUAAAAUAUGAAUAAUAAUCAGCAUUUACUCAAUCAGAUAUUUAAUUUUAUAGAGUAAAAAAAAGGAAAGUACAAUUCUGAUAAUUGUGUUGACAUUCAAAAUAUUAAUAAAUCGGAUGAUUUUUUUAUUGUUUGCAACUUUGAUUUAAUGCAAGAAUUUACUAGGUAUUUUCCAAAAAAUAAUCUACAUAUUGUAUUGCAAAAAUAUAACAAAUUAUGCUAAAAAUAGCUAAAAUUAAAAACUAAAAAAUCUAAAAAACUGAUUAACAGAAGUAAGAAUACUUUGAAAUAAAGUAAGAUUUAAUAAGCUUUAUACAAAUACCAAGCUAUUAAUAUAUUGUAAUAAAGAAAUUCUAAUCUAAACUAAAUAAGAUAAAGUUCUGUAAAUAUAAAUGAUAAUCUAAAAUUGGAAUUAGAAGAAGGGACAUAAAAUCUAAAUUCAGAUUCACAAAGCGAAUAUUAACUAACUCAUAUGAAACAAGUAGAUACAAUAAAAUCCAAUUUUUCAAAUUCAUAACAGUGA
Tetrahymena thermophila SB210 is the source of this 3078-nucleotide messenger RNA. Its product is annotated as cation channel family protein. The record is from RefSeq and is a predicted model, not a curated record. The transcript is spliced from 7 exons. NCBI's taxonomy places the organism in Eukaryota, Ciliophora, Oligohymenophorea, Hymenostomatida, Tetrahymenidae.